Molecule: messenger RNA, 792 nt
Organism: Engraulis encrasicolus (European anchovy)
Lineage: Eukaryota; Metazoa; Chordata; Actinopteri; Clupeiformes; Engraulidae
Product: nucleoside diphosphate kinase A
Exons: 5
Coding region: 116-571 (151 amino acids)
Biological process (GO): CTP biosynthetic process; UTP biosynthetic process; GTP biosynthetic process
Molecular function (GO): nucleoside diphosphate kinase activity
Source: RefSeq, a predicted model, not a curated record
CGAGGCCCAUCCCCUCUCCUCCGGUCCAGUAUAAAAACGAAGCUCUGCCCAUACUCCUUUCUCGACGCUUUUGGACGUUUCUUGUCUUGACAGUACAUCCGGAAUCCUAAGCACCAUGGCAGAGGAACGUACCUUCAUUGCUAUCAAGCCCGACGGUGUCCAGAGGGGCCUGAUCGGUGACAUCAUCAAGCGUUUUGAGCAGAAGGGCUUCAAGCUGGUGGGCAUGAAGUUCACUCAGGCUUCUGAGGAGCUUCUGAAGGAGCACUACAUCGACCUGAAGGCCCGUCCUUUCUAUGAAGGCCUCUGCAAGUACAUGCACUCCGGCCCCGUCUGUGCCAUGGUGUGGGAGGGUCUGAAUGUUGUCAAGACCGGCAGAGUGAUGCUGGGUGAGACCAACCCUGCAGACUCCAAGCCCGGCACCAUCCGCGGGGAUUUCUGCAUCCAGGUUGGCAGGAACAUCUGCCACGGCAGCGACUCUGUGGACAGCGCCAACAAGGAGAUCGCCCUGUGGUUCAAGCCAGAGGAGCUGGUGUCCUGGAAGAGCUGCGCAGGCAGCUGGAUUUACGAGUAAAUGGAACCUGCAUCAUCUCAUGUCUCAAUCCUACCCCCACUACUGUGACCUUGUAUUUGCACGAUGAUUGACUCUUUCUCUCCAUCCUUCAAUGCUGUAGACCAGGUCACACGGUUGUCCUUUACUGUCCUUGUAGUGACUGCGGAGCACUUGUGGAAUAUAAAAAAUCAUGUUUGGAGCAUGGCGUUUUAUACUCAUUAAAGCUUGAUCAAGGCUUCAAA